Messenger RNA from Pelobates fuscus (common spadefoot toad), 2133 nucleotides. RefSeq names its product oocyte zinc finger protein XlCOF7.1-like. The coding region runs from base 1 to 2133 and encodes 710 amino acids. The record is from RefSeq and is a predicted model, not a curated record. The transcript has a single exon. Lineage: Eukaryota; Metazoa; Chordata; Amphibia; Anura; Pelobatidae. Gene Ontology annotation, biological process: regulation of transcription by RNA polymerase II. Gene Ontology annotation, molecular function: DNA-binding transcription factor activity, RNA polymerase II-specific; RNA polymerase II cis-regulatory region sequence-specific DNA binding.
AUGGUAAACAUACACCCCAAACCUUUCUCGUAUUCUGAAUGUGGAAAAUGUUUUGUCAGAAAUGUAGCUUUUGUCAGUCAUCAGAGAACUCACACAGGAGAGAAACCCUUCUCCUGUUCUGAAUGUGGAAAACGUUUUGGGUAUCAUUCAAAUCUUCUUAGUCAUCAGAGAACUCACACAGGAGAGAAACCGUUCGCAUGUUCUGAAUGUGGAAAAUGUUUUGGGCAUCACUCAACUCUUCGUAUACAUCAGAUAACUCACACAGGAAAGAAACCGUUCUCGUGUUCUGAAUGUGACAAAUGUUUUGUCACAAAAGCAGAGCUUGUCAUUCAUCAGAGAACUCACACAGGAGAGAAACCGUUCUCGUGUUCUGAAUGUGGUAAACGUUUUGGGCAUUAUUCAAAUCUUCUUAAACAUAAGAGAACUCACACAGGAGAGAAACCGUUCGCAUGUUCUGAAUGUGGAAAAUGUUUUGUGGAAAAUACAAAUCUUGUCCAUCAUCAGAGAACUCACACAGGAGAGAAACCCUUCUCCUGUUCUGAAUGUGGAAAAUGUUUUGUCACUAAAGCAGUGCUUGUCUGUCAUCAGAGAACUCACACAGGAGAGAAACCCUUCUCCUGUUCUGAAUGUGGAAAAUGUUUUGGGUAUCGUUCACAUCUUCUUAGACAUCAGAUAACUCACACAGGAGAGAAACCGUUCUCAUGUUCUGAAUGUGGAAAAUGUUUUGGCAAUCACUCAACUCUUCGUACACAUCAGAUAACUCACACAGGAAAGAAACCAUUCUCGUGUUCUGAAUGUGACAAAUGUUUCUUCACAAAAGCAGAGCUUGUCAGUCAUCAGAGAACACACACAGGAGAGAAACCGUUUUCGUGUUCUGAAUGUGGAAAAUGUUUUGUCACAACAGCAGUGCUUGUCAGUCAUCAGAGAACUCACACCGGAGAGAAACCGUUCUCCUGUUCUGAAUGUGGAAAAUGUUUUGUCACCAAAUCAGAUCUUGUCCGUCAUCAGAGAACUCACACAGGAGAGAAACCGUUUGCAUGUUCUGAAUGUGGAAAAUGUUUUGUCAAAAAUACAAAUCUUGUCCAUCAUCAAAGAACUCACACAGGAGAGAAACCCUUCUCCUGUUCUGAAUGUGGAAAAUGUUUUGUCAAAAAUACAAAUCUUGUCCAUCAUCAGAGAACUCACACAGGAGAGAAACCGUUCUCAUGUUCUGAAUGUGGAAAAUGUUUUGGGCAUCGUUCACAUCUUGUUAUUCAUCAGAGAAAUCACACAGGAGAGAAACCGUUCUCAUGUUCUGAAUGUGGAAAAUGUUUUGUCAAAAAUACAGAUCUUGUCCGUCAUCAGAGAACUCACACAGGAGAGAAACCGUUCUCGUGUUCUGAUUGUGGAAAAUGUUUUGUCACAAAAGCAUAUCUUGUCAGUCAUCAGAGAACUCACACAGGAGAGAAACCCUUCUCCUGUUCUGAAUGUGGAAAAUGUUUUGUCACAAAAGCAUAUCUUGUCAGUCAUCAGAGAACUCACACAGGAGAGAAACCCUUCUCCUGUUCUGAAUGUGGAAAAUGUUUUGUCACAAAAGCAUAUCUUGUCCGUCAUCAGAGAACUCACACAGGAGAGAAACCGUUCGCAUGUUCUGAAUGUGGAAAAUGUUUUGUCCAAAAUACAGAUCUUGUCCAUCAUCAGAGAACUCACACAGGAGAGAAACCCUUCUCCUGUUCUGAAUGUGGAAAAUGUUUUGUCAUAAAAGCAUAUCUUGUCCGUCAUCAGAGAACUCACACAGGAGAGAAACCGUUCUCAUGUUCUGAAUGUGGAAAAUGUUUUGGCUAUCACUCAACUCUUCGUGCACAUCAGAUAACUCACACAGGAAAGAAACCGUUCUCGUGUUCUGAAUGUGACAAAUGUUUUGUCACAAAAGCAGAGCUUGUCAGUCAUCAGAGAACUCACACAGGAGAGAAACCGUUCUCGUGUUCUGAAUGUGGUAAACGUUUUGGGCAUUAUUCAAAUCUUCUUAAACAUCAGAGAACUCACACAGGAGAGAAACCGUUCGCAUGUUCUGAAUGUGGAAAAUGUUUUGUCAAAAAUUCAGAUAUUGUCUGUCAUCAGGUAACUCACACAGGUGAGGUGAUUUUAGAAUGA